AUGAAUGCUAAUAUUACUUUAGAAUAUGAACUAAGAAUUAUUAAAAUGAUGAAAGAAGAAAUUACGCAUAAAAUAUGUAACAAAAGGCUAUACAAUAAUGAAGAUAAUCUAUAUAAUAAAGUCAGUGAAUGA
This is a messenger RNA of Funneliformis caledonium, 132 nucleotides long. The record is from the annotation of a GenBank genome assembly. Lineage: Eukaryota; Fungi; Glomeromycota; Glomeromycetes; Glomerales; Glomeraceae.